Pungitius pungitius (ninespine stickleback) is the source of this 2016-nucleotide messenger RNA. Its product is annotated as dysbindin-A-like. Gene Ontology annotation, cellular component: cytoplasm; synaptic vesicle membrane; plasma membrane. Gene Ontology annotation, biological process: anterograde synaptic vesicle transport; neuron projection development; regulation of synaptic vesicle exocytosis. The coding region runs from base 207 to 1313 and encodes 368 amino acids. The record is from RefSeq and is a predicted model, not a curated record. Lineage: Eukaryota; Metazoa; Chordata; Actinopteri; Perciformes; Gasterosteidae. The transcript has 11 exons.
AUAACGUGUUGCAUAAGUUGCCAGGUGUCAAUCGUAUUGGAAUCUCUGCACACGAAAUAUUUUAAGAAAAAGGAGGAGUUGCCUGAAAGACCAGGCUGAGGACAAAAUAUGAGGAAGAGUACGGGUACCAGACCUAGUUUACAGCUAUAAACUGACCAGUGCAUCUGUAGUAUUGACAGACAGCUUUGAGCCAAAACGUUUUGUAGAUGUCAAAGAAACCGGAACUGAGAGGAAUCAUGUUUGAAAACUUCAGAGAAAGACUUCACAUGGUCCAGCAGGAUUUCACCACGGGAUUCAAGACCCUUGGAGACAAAUCCAGAGAACCCAAAAUCAGGAGGAAGCCCCGGUUGGAAGAAAGCCUUCCUCAUUUCAGCGCAGGACUGGACAUCCUCAGCAGGUAUGAGGAGAGCUGGUUUCUGCUCCAUAAAAGAACCAAAGACUGUGCUCAGACUGCAGAGGCAGUAGAUGGGGACAUAGUGAUGCUCUCAGCACACUGGGAGAAAAGAAGAACAGCUCUGACUCAAUUACAAGAACAGCUGCAAAGCUUGCCGACCUUCAUCAGUGAUCUAGACGCCAUCACUGCUAACAUAGCUCAUAUGGAAGGGGACUUUGAGGAGAUGGAGAGCCAAUUGAUCUACCUGGAGACUCUGUGUUGUCAAUGUGAACAGCAGAAGGUCAAACAACAUCAUGUCAACCAACUAGAAGUCUAUAAGAAAAAGAAAAGGAAGGAGAUGGAGGCGCUGGAAGUGGCACUGGGGGCCGAGCAUGCUCAGAAGGCGGCAGAAGUGGAGCAGGCCGCGCAGCAGAAACUGCGAGAACGACAGAAAGUCUACGAGGAGGCCUUCAACCAAGACAUGCAGCAGUACCUCUCCACUGGAUUCCUGCAGCACAGAGAUGGGACUAUAACCCACAUCACUUCAGAGCCAACAGAAGCUGAUGUGCGUGUUCUGGAUCAGAUGACAGUAACUAACAUAUCGGACCAGGAGGCUCUGGAUGUCUUUCUUAACUCCACUGGGGACGAUGACAUCAGCACGGGAUCAUCACUGACCUCAGGUCCAGACCUCGAGUCCUGCUCUUCUGAAUCUUCAAAAAGCCCAUCAACCCAAGCCCCUCCCACAACCAUCCAAGUGCCCAAUCAGGUCGCAGAGUAUGAAGAGGAAGAGGAAGUGGCCAGUGAGGAGAGCGAUGAGCCUCUGGUGCAGUCUGACGAAGAGGACGUCCAGCCGGACAUGUCGUUGGUCGGCUUACAGGAUGUUGGCACAAGAAGCGGCUCCGAUGAGAGCGACCCUGCAGGGGAACUAACAUCCGGGUAACCUAGCAACCAGGCCCUUAAACACUCACAAACACUAACCACUGUUACCCUCCUGGUCCCUCUUGAUUUGCCAUAUCUUUCCCACAUGGGCAGCUGGAAUAGGAAAAAAAUAGUAAUAUUCUGAUAUCAUUUUUUCCUUCACGAUUGCAAUAUCUGAACUUUUAGUUCAUGCAGUGCCAAUUACCGAUCAGAUAUUAGUGCAUUAAAAACAAAAAAGGUCCUAAGUGACUCUCAAAUACCAAUUUAAUGUUUUCAUACAACUGUAUUUGUUCAGGUUUCUCAGUAAGGACUACAAUUUAGGUUAUUAUAUCUGAACAUGCUAACAGCGCUAACAUUAACUAGCUCUCCUCCAGCCGAUCUCCACACAGAUUUGUUGUUUACAAUGUAGCGUUGUCGAAGAGAAAAUGGGGGUUAGUGCUACUUUGGGGGCGUGAUCGGGACGUGGGAAUCAGGUAGCAAUAACAGAAGUUAUAGUUGUUGGUGUUCAUCUGUUGCCUAAAUGAGAUGAUAACGUUGUGACCUUCGUACUUGCCAAUACCUGAUCCAACAUUUUAAGCAGUAUUGGAGGCAUCUUUGAUACUUUUAUCAAAAUUGAACAUGACCAAUGCCACAGCCAAAUAAUUCACAUGUACAGUAUCCUCUUACCUUUAGGUCCAGGCCAACUUAUGUGUACCUUGUUUAACUAUUAAAGUCCUCAAGAUAAA